AUGGUGGAGCGGCUCGGAGCCAAGGGAUUCAUGGAUGAGCUGUGCAAAGGGUUUCGGGUGUUGAUGGACAAGGAGCGGGAAGUGAUCACCUUCGAGAGCCUGAAGAAAAACUCUGCGGUGCUAGGAUUGAAGGAGAUCUGUGAUGAUGAGCUCAUGUCCAUGCUUAGAGAAGGGGACUUGGACGGUGAUGGAAGCCUCAGCCUGAUGGAGUUUUGUGUUCUCAUGUUCAGGCUUAGCCCCGAACUCAUGGAUGGAUCAAGAAGGUGGCUGGAAGAAGCUGUGGUGAAUGGGUUGUAG
Messenger RNA from Thlaspi arvense, 297 nucleotides. The record is from the annotation of a GenBank genome assembly. Lineage: Eukaryota; Viridiplantae; Streptophyta; Magnoliopsida; Brassicales; Brassicaceae.